UUGAGAUGUUAUUACUCAGCAUGAGAUGUUACCGCGUGUUUUGAUCAUUGUUAGCUCUAUGGCCGACGUACAAAUAUUUACAUUCAAAUAGAAAAUUAUGUGUCUUCUUUCGUUCUCUUUUAUACUUUUCGACAGAAAGGUUCUUGUAUCAGUUACACGCGUCCAGUCACUUCGAACGGACACAAUGUCACUAAGUAAUAUAACUAAAAAGAACGUGCGGGAAUAUUAUACAUUAAAGACGAAUUCUAAAGCACAAUGUAACUUUUGCAAAAAAAAAUAUAUUUAUGUAAAAAAUGAUACCUCAAAAAAACAUAUAAAUAGACAUCAUAAAGAAAUUAAAAAAUACGAAGAAGAAAGAAAACGAAUAAAAUGGCCAUGGAUGUAUUUCAAGUAUCUAAACGAAUCAUAUUCGCAGUGUAUUAUCUGUGGUGCAAACGUUCCGUCUAUAUCUGUGGAAUCUAAAUCUGUGGAAAAGCAUUUAAAAGAUUUUCAUUCUAAAGAAGAACAAGAAAAUCAUACACCUAGUAAUUGGCUAUCGAAAUAUACUACAAGAAUUGAUGAAUUGUUGAUGGAGUGUAAUAUUUGUUACAAAAAAUUAUCGAUUUCUAUUCAGAAUGUUCAGCUCACUAAUCAUAUAAUAAAAACACAUUCGGACAAAUUAAAAAUUACGCAAGAAACAUACGACACAGCAGGUUCAGAAAGCGUCUCGUCACUUCGAAUGAACACAACGUCUAUGUCACUAAAUAUAACAUCUAAACAGUAUCUGGAGAAAUAUUAUCUAAAACUAUCGAAUUUUAAAGCAAAGUGCAUAAUUUGCAAAAAUAAAUAUGAUUAUAUAAAAGAUACAAACUUUGAAAAUCAUAUAGCAGCACGUCAUGAAGAAAUUUCAAAAUACGAAUACGAGAGAAAACAAAAAAAAUGGCCCUGGAUGUAUUUCACGUAUCUAAACAAAUUAUGUUCUAAAUGUAUUAUCUGUAAUGCAAAAGUUCUUUCUACAUUUGCGGAAAAGCAUUUAAAACAGCACACUAAAGAAGAACGAAAAAAUCAUAAACUUAACAGGUGGAUACAAAAAUAUUGUAUACAAAAAAAUGAUGUGGUGGAGUGUAAUAUUUGCCACGAUAACGUAACUCUUUCUGUUAGCUCUAAUCUAUAUCAUCAUAUAAAUAAUAAACAUUCGGAGAAAUUGAAAAAUACGCAAGGUGCAUACGACACAGUUGGUUCGUCAGAACGUGUUUCAUCACUUGAAAAGGACACAAUGUCACUAAAAGAUUGUUAACGAAAAGUUCGCCUUAUGAUCUUUACAUAUAAAAAAAUGCACCAAAAAAUGUUUAAUCAUAAAAAAAAUACCAAAGACAAAGAAUAAAUUUUAUAGUUUUGUAUAUUCAUUGACGUGAAAUGCACUAUUUAUGAAUUCGCUAUGGAAAUACAUGGACCAAAAGUGAAGAUUUCGAAGUAGAGCGUAAUAUUUGUCACAGAAAUAUAUCUGUUAAAGAAAAUUCAUUUCAAUCACUACAUAAAGACGAACACCAUUUGGCUAACCAACUAAAUUGAAUAAAAAUAAUAGCAAGAUUUAUCCAGAAGCUGACAAUGGAAAUGAUGGUAACGGCAUCAAAGUAGCAUCACAACCAGCAAUAAUAGUAACCUUGAUUCGGACGAUUUUAAUUUAUUAAAAGAUAUGCAAGAAAAAUGCCAUAUAUAGCUCUAAC
Messenger RNA from Linepithema humile (Argentine ant), 1706 nucleotides. Lineage: Eukaryota; Metazoa; Arthropoda; Insecta; Hymenoptera; Formicidae. The record is from RefSeq and is a predicted model, not a curated record.